AUAAAGGAUAUUCUUCGUCGAGACUAUUCAACCACAAAACUUCAUCUUUGCUCAUGCAACCAUAACAUUAGGAACAUUAUCGCCUUUUCAGUUGGUCGCCCAAGGACUGUUCAGCAGGAGCAAUUACCUGCUCAGGGACAGCAACAUCGACAACAGCCUCCUCCACCUCCUGUUCCAGGUGAAGAACGUGAGGAGGAACGUCGACGUGCGGAAGAAGAGGAGAGGAAACGUGAUCAGGAGGAAGAGCGAAGACGUGAAGAGCAAAGACGCUUGGAUUUUGGAAGACGUGAGGAGGAGAGAAUUCGAGAAGAACAACGAAGGGAAGAGGAACGGCGGAAAAUGGACAGAGCUGAGAAGGAGAGGAUUAUGGGCGAAGAGAUGAAUAAGGAGGAGGACACUACAACGAGCAAAGGCGGUGUUACUGACACAAACGCUGUCCCAGAAGGAGAUGACUGGGAUUAUGGGAGCGACGAAGACGUGGAUGCAACGGACGACUAUCUCCAUGCAGACAAAGAAUUAGAAGGGGUGGAAGCAACCGAUAAAGAAUCCAUCGAUCACGGCUCAGAUGACACUGUGGCUGAUGAAUCAGAAAAACCUGGCCAUAAUCAACAAUUGGAUGGGAUCAUUAGAGUGAUAGAAGCAGCUGCAGAAGAAACGUCCAGACACUACGGCAUCGACGUUGAGCGGGGAAGGUAG
Strongylus vulgaris is the source of this 696-nucleotide messenger RNA. NCBI's taxonomy places the organism in Eukaryota, Metazoa, Nematoda, Chromadorea, Rhabditida, Strongylidae. The record is from the annotation of a GenBank genome assembly.